AUCCUAAACCAAACUCCAUAUUUCUUUGAAAAACUAAGACAUGGGGAAAAAACCAUCACCAACACCAAACUCAAUAUCAAGGUUAUAUGCUUACAAGAAAAAACUUUGGUCUCUUUUGGGUAUCAUAAGGUUUCUUCUAAACAUGUUUGAGAAAUUCUUUUCACGUCAACUUCAUAGAUAUGUCACAAAAUAUUCACAAAAACUCAUCAAUUUCAUGUCUCCAUACAUCCAUAUUACCUUCCCAUAUUUAAUAUCAGGAAACAACCUAAGACACAGUGAAGCUUACACAUGUAUCAAAACAUAUCUUAGUGCAAAAUCAUUAGAAAGUGCCAAAAUCUUCAAUGCCGAGGUUGUCCAAAAUAAUCAAACUCCACUUGUUCUUACCAUGGGCGACAAUGAAGAGAUCAUGGAUGAAUUCAAUGGAGUUCAUGUUUGGUGGUCUUGUAACCAGGUAACUCAACAAGAUUCCGAUGAGAAAGAGAAAACUUCCUUAACAUUAACCUUCUAUAAAUGGCAUCGCGAACUCGUCACGACAUCUUACAUACAACAUGUAUUGGAAGAAGGUAAAGCUAUGUCAAUGAAGAAAAGAAAGCUUAAGCUUUACACUAACAACCCUAAAGAUGAGUGGAGAUUCAAAAGAAAGUGGAGUUCUAUAACGUUUGAGCACCCUGCUAGGUUUGAAACCCUAGCUAUGGAUCCGAAGAAGAAAGAAGAAAUCAUAAACGAUCUUGUUAAGUUUAAGGAUGGGAAGGAAUACUAUGCUAAAGUUGGAAAGGCUUGGAAACGUGGUUAUCUACUUUUCGGGCCGCCGGGAACGGGAAAAUCUACGAUGAUAUCCGCUAUUGCGAAUUUCAUGAAUUAUGAUGUUUAUGAUCUUGAAUUAUCGAUUAUCAAGGAUAAUAUUGAGUUGAAAAGACUUUUGAUUGCAACGUCGAACAAGUCGGUUAUAGUGAUUGAGGAUAUUGAUUGUUCUAUUGAUCUCACUGGCAAAAGAAAGGAAAAGAAGGACUUGAGCUCUCCUACGGGCGAAUACAAAGUAACUCUUUCGGGUUUGUUGAAUAUUAUCGAUGGAAUUUGGUCGUCUUGUGGAGGAGAAAGAAUCAUAAUUUUUACGACGAACUUUGUGGACAAACUUGAUCCUGCUCUUAUUAGGAGGGGAAGGAUGGACAUGCAUAUUGAAUUGUCAUAUUGUAGCUAUGAAGCUUUCAAGGUGCUUGUGAAAAAUUAUUGGGAUGUUGAAUCUCAUGAUGAAUUGUUUCCAAUUAUUGAGAAGUUGAUUGGAGAGACUAAUAUGACACCUGCUGAUGUUGCUGAAAGUUUGAUGCCAAAAUCAUUCAAUAAAGAUUUUGAAACUUGUUUGAAGGAUUUGAUUCAAUCUCUUGAGAAUGUAAAGGAAAAGGCAAAAUAAGUGUUAGUUCGUUUGAAGGCAGAGGAAUAUCAAGAAAAGGUUACCCAAGAGGAAGAAAAGGUGAAAGACUUAUGGAGAUUCAAAGAAAAAAACAAAGUUGAAUAGAAAGAUGUUAUUAUUUUUAUUAGUAGAAGAAAUAGUUUUAAUUAUUAUAAACUAACACACAAUUGUGAGAGUUAGAGUUCGAAUUUAACAUUAACAUUCAACUUAGUAAUAUCAGCGACUAGAAAUAGUAAUAUCAGCG
Molecule: messenger RNA, 1652 nt
Organism: Vicia villosa (hairy vetch)
Lineage: Eukaryota; Viridiplantae; Streptophyta; Magnoliopsida; Fabales; Fabaceae
Product: AAA-ATPase ASD, mitochondrial-like
Exons: 1
Coding region: 41-1408 (455 amino acids)
Molecular function (GO): ATP binding; ATP hydrolysis activity
Source: RefSeq, a predicted model, not a curated record